ACGAUGUAACUGUCUUGGUGCUGAUUGGCUGGAUUGUCAGUCUUUAACCGUAACAGAACCAGCGCUCGGAGAAGAAAGCCACGUUGGCGCCAGCGGAGUUCUGACUCGGUUCGUUUCUGGCCAAAGGACGAACAUCUGCAGCUCUCACUGAGAACAAACGAGAGUCUCCGUUAGCUUCUUCUGGAUUAUCCGAGGUGUCACGUCACCUGGAAGGAUGAGCGUGGGGUUCAUCGGAGCGGGACAGCUGGCGCAUGCGCUGGUGAAGGGCUUCACUGCAGCAGGUGUGAUUGCUGCUCACAGGAUCACCGCCAGCGCUCCGGACACUGACCUGCCCACCGUCAGCAGCCUCAGGAAAAUGGGGGUGAGUCUGACGACCAGCAACAAAGAGACGGUCAACAAGAGCGACGUGCUGUUUCUGGCUGUGAAACCCCACAUCAUCCCCUUUGUUCUGGACGAGAUUGGACCGGACAUCGAGGACCGCCACCUCAUAGUCUCUUGUGCUGCGGGUGUAACCAUCAGCUCCAUAGAGAAGAAGCUGCUUCAGCACCGCCCAGCUCCUCGAGUGAUGAGGUGCAUGACCAACACCCCUGUGGUGGUGAGGGAGGGCGCCACGGUGUACGCCACAGGGACGCAUGCCGAGGUGGAGGACGGCCGGCUGCUGGAGCAGCUGAUGGCCAGCGUUGGUUUCUGCACGGAGGUGGAGGAGGACCUGAUCGACGCCGUCACCGGUCUGAGUGGCAGCGGCCCCGCCUACGCGUUCACGGCGCUCGACGCUCUGGCGGAUGGCGGGGUGAAGAUGGGUCUGCCUAGGAGGCUCGCCGUCAGACUCGGAGCCCAGGCUUUGCUGGGGGCAGCGAAGAUGCUACUGGAGUCAGAGCAGCACCCGGGCCAGCUAAAGGACAACGUAUGCUCACCAGGGGGCGCCACUAUCCACGCCCUGCACUUCCUGGAGAGCGGCGGCUUUCGCAGCCUCCUGAUCAACGCGGUGGAGGCGUCGUGCAUCCGGACGCGGGAGCUGCAGUCGCUGGCAGACCAGGAGCGCAUCUCUCCAGCAGCCAUCAAGAAGACCACCCUGGACAAGGUUCUGCAGCAGCCGGGAGUGUCCGUGAGUGGCGUCGCCAAUGGCAACGGCAAAUCAGGACUCAGCCUCUUCAACUCUGGGAUCAAGAAGAAGAACUGACAACGGUAGACUUUCGAUCGCAUCACAGUGGGACGCCCACACAGUCAGAGCCGCCCAGCUACAGGAAACCAGGAACUGAGCUAGGACUGGGGUGGGGGACCCCGCCUACUGGUGACAUCACCAACUCGCCUGCAUCCUGCUCAGGCAUGGUGUGACAGAGUCACUGUCCAAAUGAAUUCUGAGAAUUUUCCCAGCAGCCUCUGUGCUGAUUUGUAAGGUCAUCCCAGCUGCUGGGUGAUGCAGUGGUUUGUGUCUGUGGUGUGAACCUUCAACACUAAAAAUCUGAAUUUAUUCUCUUUGUUUUAAACCAAGAAUGAACAUUUGUCUAAUGAAGCAUUAAGAAGCUGAGCUUUCUUUGGUUUUGGUUAUCUCCUUUUGUGGAUGGGAUGCCUUUACACCCCCAUCCCUGCCUGCCUGACUGACUGACUGUGAGGACCUGCAGGACCACACCUGUUUGAUUAAAGACGUUUUCAUUAAAGAAGAAA
Oryzias latipes (Japanese medaka) is the source of this 1665-nucleotide messenger RNA. RefSeq names its product pyrroline-5-carboxylate reductase 1b (gene pycr1b). Gene Ontology annotation, biological process: L-proline biosynthetic process. Gene Ontology annotation, molecular function: pyrroline-5-carboxylate reductase activity. Lineage: Eukaryota; Metazoa; Chordata; Actinopteri; Beloniformes; Adrianichthyidae. The record is from RefSeq and is a predicted model, not a curated record.